GGACCGCCGUUAAACCUCAUCGAAGAAGACACUGCUUCACAUACGCCAUCAUGCAUUGGCAUAGGAAGGAUAUCCCUAGCUAACUCUGUGGAGGAGAAACACCGCAGUUGUUACUAGCAUUGCGUCUGAAACUGACGAGUCUGCCGCCCAAGUAUUAAAAUUAAAAAGGAGAUACGCGAGAGGCUAAAUGGCGGGUACUUGGUGGAACAGUGCCGCUUUUACUCACGUCCUUGUGGCUCUUUUCGGUAUGGGUUCCUGGAUUUCCGUGAACUGUCUCUGGGUUGAGCUACCCGUGGUUGUCAGAGUUCUGCCUGAAGGGUGGAGCCUGCCAGUCUAUCUGUCAGUACUGAUAGCCUUUGGGAAUAUAGGUCCGAUUGCUGUGACCAUAAUGCAUCACUGUGUCCCAGGACAGUUAAACGAGCGCCUGGUCAUCCACAGUAUCCAGGUUCUAGCAGUGGUGGCAUCAAUCUUCCUAGCCAUCUUUUGGUCACAGGUGGCCACUGUGGCAGGGGAAGUGAGAUCCGUACCAUAUCUGCUGCUCACGUUCGUUUUGGCUCUGGUUUGCUGUACAUCCAAUGUCACCUUCUUGCCCUUCAUGUUCCGCUACCCCCCUCAAUACAUCCGCACAUUCUUUGUUGGCCAGGGGCUCAGUGCCCUGUUCCCAUGUGUUGUGGCUUUGGGGCAGGGUGUGGGGAAAUUGGAGUGCAAAUUGAACAAUGGCACAGUACAGGCACACUACCUGGAUGAGAACUUCCCUGCCCAGGACUUCUUUUGGUUCCUGUUUGUAAUGCUGACAAUCUCAGCCCUCUGCUUCAUGGCGUUGACGCGUAGAGAAAUAACAGAGCCAGCAUCACAGGAGACCGCAGAGCCUGAAGUGGUGACGACAAAGGAAAAUGGGGAGGAGACCCACCCGCUCCAGAAUGGAGGAACACUGUUGUCUGAGGACCAGGUGGAGUUGAAGAAAACAUCCCCGGUCCAAACCUUCUGGACACCACGCAACAUCUACCUGCUGGUGCUACUAGGUGUGUCCAACGCCCUGACCAACGGAGUCCUUCCCUCUGUCCAGAGCUUCUCCUGUCUGCCCUACGGCACCAUGACCUAUCACCUCUCUGUGGUCCUUGGCAACAUUGCAAACCCACUGGCCUGCUUUGUGGCCAUGUUUGUCCUUUGCAGGUCAUCUGUGGGUCUUGGUUUCAUGUCUGUAGCAGGGGGGGUCUUUGCGGCCUACCUCAUGGCUCUGGCAGUACUCAGCCCCUGUCCUCCUCUCUUGGGGAGCUCUGCUGGUGUAUCCUUGGUGGUGGUGUCCUGGAUCAUCUUCACUGGUCUCUUCUCUUACCUGAAGGUAGUUAUAGGGACGUUGCUCCACAAGGCUGGCCAUGCUGCUCUGCUGUGGUGCGGUGUCUUCAUCCAGGCUGGCUCACUGAUAGGAGCCCUCUCCAUGUUCCCCCUGGUCAGCAUUUACCACAUAUUUGCACAGUCUGAGGACUGUGUGGACAACUGCAGUUAGUUAGGCACCAGGAACCACAGCUAGGUGAUCACGUCAGGGAUGGAAGAUGGAACACCCUUUCCAGGCCCAGAAGGGUUGAUGGGGGGGGGGUUCUGUAAGGGCUGAGGAAAGGCAUUCCAGGGGUAAUGGGAGCAUUGAGUUGCUGUGUCCUGGUUAAGGGGAUGUAAGUGCCUGUGAUGCAGUGCCGCAGGGGAUUUUUAAAAUUAUUGAUCUAGUUUCUUGGUUUGCUGAAGGAGCUGCUAUUACCGGUAUGUUUUUCCACUAAAUCAUGUGACAAGACUUGUUUAAUCAGGGACUGAAUCAAUAACACAAAUUCAUCCAGUUUGGCUGUCCCCAGGCCUUAGGCGUAAGAAACAAACACAUUAAUGGCCAGUUUCAGAGAGACAGAAGAAGCCCAGUCCUCGACUAAAAAGCAUGCUCAACGGAGAAUCUCCAGAGAAUGCAGAGAGUCCUGGACAGGGCUUAAUCUUUGACUUGGAAAGUGGCCCUAUGAAACUCAAAAACCAUGUUUCCAUCCACAGCUUUCAUGUGAUUUAAAGUCAUAUCAUUUAAAACAAAAAUCAUGACAGCUGUGAUGGAAACAGGACAGGUCGGUACAAUUUUAUAAAUGCUGACCGAUCAUUUCCUAGUUCGACAAGGUGGGAUCUUUGUGUCUAAAAUUUAUAAUGCGAGAAAUGGCAAAUAUUGACAAUCAUCAUAUCGAAGUCAACUUGUGAUGAUAUGGUGUGUGGUCCUCCCACAACGUCUUGGAGAGUUCCUGAGUUCAUUAGCAGUUCAUUAGGCUACAAAUGAUAAAUUAGGCUAUAAAUGAUGAACUUCACAGGAUGGUGAAAGUGCAAGGUGAUCUUGAUGCUUUAUCUUAUUCUGGUGACAUGAUGAUCGAUGCUUGAAUGUUGUUUGACAAAUUAACAGAUUCUCGCUCUUAUUCAUAAUCAUCUCAUGUGGACUAGCCUACCCGCACAGCCUGUCCGCACUGUAUCUGCCGAAUGUUGGUACGUACGAAGACCAGAGUAGGCACAUUUGCUAUUUAACGCAACAGUUUUUGUGACGACUAUCGGAGAGUUUAGAGUAUUUGAAAAUGCGAUGGAAACCCAUUGUACUUUAGGUUUUUAUUUGUUACAUGAAAACGUACAUUUUGUGUGCGCACCUCUUUUUUAUCAACAAGUAACAAGUCCGUUUGGUGGAAACAUACCACUGGUGGAAUUAUUUAGUAUUUUUUAAAUGCAGGUUUUUUAAAUAUUUGGAUGGAAACCUAGCUAUAGACAGGUUUUAAUACUAAUGUUGGACACCUGGUGUCCCAGGUCUAAAUCAGUCCUUGAUUAGGUGGGAAGAAUGGAAAUCAGCAGUGGAACUGGAUUUGAGGUCCAGGUUUGAAUUUGUCUGUUCUAGGAGAUAUUUACGUCUGUCACUUGGUAUGUCAUUGUAUGCCAUGUCAGAAUCAUCAUUCCAGAGAGAUUAUAGUUUAAACUUAUUUUGUGUUGUCCUGAUAAUUCUGAACAAUUACUUGUUUAUUUCCCUCCAGAUUAUUUCUCCAUACACAAUGGGAUUGUUUCUUUCUACUAAUGCCUUCGUCUCCUGUUGUGUAUUAUCAUCCAUGUAAUUUGGUGUUGAAUCCUUUUUGAUGACCAUUUAAAAAAAUAUAUAUUAACCAUUCCAAAUGCAAUGCCAAAUGUUAGCCUUCCUUCAGAUAACAUUUAAAUGUUAUCUUGCUAUCUAAAACAUUUCGGUAAUGUUGAAGCCUCUGUCUUUAGGCCAAAACACCAGUGCUAAGUCUGAUAAUGUAAAUGCGACCUAAGUUAGCCUACUAAACACAUCAUGACUGAGACACGAGGGGUUUUUGUGAUUUCAGCUUCGGAAGGAAUAAAGAACAUUUUAAAAUCUG
Molecule: messenger RNA, 3389 nt
Organism: Oncorhynchus nerka (sockeye salmon)
Lineage: Eukaryota; Metazoa; Chordata; Actinopteri; Salmoniformes; Salmonidae
Gene: slc52a2
Product: solute carrier family 52 member 2
Exons: 5
Coding region: 188-1507 (439 amino acids)
Biological process (GO): riboflavin transport
Cellular component (GO): plasma membrane
Molecular function (GO): riboflavin transmembrane transporter activity
Source: RefSeq, a predicted model, not a curated record